AUGACUCCGAGUAUGGAUCAGAGUCAUGAAUUAAUUCCUGAAGCUCCUGUUGCCGAUGAGAGCUUGAAUGUCCAGCAAGAAAUUGGAGAAAUGACAGCAUUAGAAGCUCUUGAUUUUCUGAUUGAGGAAAAUAAAAAACUGUGGAAAGAAAAGAUAAAAUUUGAGAAUUACGCCUACGCCUUAAAUCAAAGUUUAUUAGAAUCGGAAUCAAAAUUGAAAAAACUAGCAAGAUAUAAAAAAGCCUUCUUGCAAGAGCAAGAGGAAAAAGAAAAGAUGAGAAUCCAAAAUGAAAAACUUGAGAACGAAAUUAAAAAAGUGAGAGAAGAAAAAUCAAGAUCUUUCACGUCGACGAAUCAAUCAAACUUGGAUCUGCUCCAGAGUAACAUUGCAAAAAUGCAAAUACAAACACAACAACAUGAAAAAGAGAAACAGCAUCUGUCCCUUCAAGUUAGAAAAAUCAAAACAAAAAUCAUUGAGACAAAGUUGGAUCAGAAAUCUUUGAAAAGUGAAGCCAAGUUCUUAAGCACUAAAUUUUCAGACGAGUUUUCUUCCUUAUAG
Messenger RNA from Naegleria fowleri, 558 nucleotides. RefSeq lists its product as uncharacterized. Lineage: Eukaryota; Heterolobosea; Eutetramitea; Acrasida; Naegleriidae. The transcript has 2 exons. The coding region runs from base 1 to 558 and encodes 185 amino acids. The record is from RefSeq and is a predicted model, not a curated record.